This is a messenger RNA of Perca flavescens (yellow perch), 2511 nucleotides long. It is a transcript of the gene cnnm4b, whose product is annotated as metal transporter CNNM4. Gene Ontology annotation, cellular component: plasma membrane. Gene Ontology annotation, molecular function: magnesium ion transmembrane transporter activity; sodium ion transmembrane transporter activity. The record is from RefSeq and is a predicted model, not a curated record. The coding region runs from base 11 to 2413 and encodes 800 amino acids. The transcript is spliced from 7 exons. Lineage: Eukaryota; Metazoa; Chordata; Actinopteri; Perciformes; Percidae. Gene Ontology annotation, biological process: magnesium ion homeostasis; magnesium ion transport.
GCGAAACAACAUGGCGAUAGAGUCGAGUGGACGGAGGUUUACGCUAACUUUAUUAAUUUUUGUGUGCGUUUUUGCGGGCAGGCAGGCUAAGGAGGCGGUGGCGGAGUCAAGAGCCGCGCCCCGGAUACUCGGUAUGAGACUGGAAAGGAGCGAGACACCGGCAAAGACCACCGAGAAAGGGGUAAUUCAGGUGACCGAGGGCAGCGAUACCUUAUUUAGGUUCUACGGGCUUCACUUGCUCCCAAACAGCUCGGCGCUCAUUAAGUUCACGGAACUUUACUCCAGCGAUAAAGUGGAUGAUGCUGCCGGCCAUAACAUGACCCCCUUAAAUAGGACUUGUCCCAAACUCACAGAGGAUAUAGAAGUGAAGGGGUCCAUGGUGGUAACGAACCAAAACACCUCCGGGGUGGUCAGCCUCCGGAUCAAGCAGCUCCGCAAAAGCGAGGCGGUGAAGGUGUUCGGCUUGUGCGUCCGCGACACCCAGGAGAAAGAUGAGACGUGGUACAUGCUGGACGAUAAAGACGGCAGAGUGCGUGUGGUGGAGGUGGCGAAGUCCAUGCUGCCCAUCUGGCUGCAGGUGAUCCUAAUCGCCUUCCUGCUAGUGUUGUCCGGCAUGUUUAGCGGGCUCAACCUGGGGCUGAUGGCGCUGGACCCAAUGGAGCUCCGAAUCGUGCAGAGCUGCGGCACCGAUAAGGAGAAAAAGUACGCUCGGAAGAUCGAGCCCAUCCGCAGGAAGGGUAACUACUUGCUGUGCUCGCUGCUCCUCGGAAACGUCCUGGUCAACACCACACUCACCAUCCUCCUGGACGACCUCACCAAGUCCGGGAUCGGCGCUGUGGUCUCCUCCACAGUCGGCAUCGUUAUUUUUGGCGAGAUCGUCCCGCAGGCGCUGUGCUCCAGGCACGGUCUGGCAGUCGGGGCGAACACAAUCCUUGUUACCAAGUUAUUCAUGCUGUUAACUUUCCCUCUGUCGUGGCCCAUCAGCAAGCUCCUGGACUGCGUCCUGGGUCAGGAGAUCGGCACCGUGUACAACCGGGAGAAGCUGGUCGGGAUGCUGAAAGUCACCGAGCCGUACAAUGACCUGGUGAAAGAGGAGCUAAACAUGAUCCAAGGCGCACUGGAGCUCAGGACCAAAACAGUGGAGGAUGUCAUGACGCCUGUCAGCAACUGCUUCAUGAUCCACAGCGACACCGUGUUGGACUUCAACACCAUGUCCGAAAUCAUGGAGAGCGGAUACACGAGGAUACCUGUGUAUGAGCAGGAGCGGUCCAACAUCGUGGACAUCUUGUAUGUCAAGGACCUGGCUUUCGUUGACCCGGACGACUGCACCACACUCAAGACCAUCACAAAAUUCUAUAACCAUCCUGUCCACUUUGUCUUCCACGACACCAAGCUGGACUCCAUGCUGGAGGAGUUUAAGAAAGGAAAAUCUCACCUGGCCAUUGUCCAGAAGGUAAACAAUGAGGGGGAAGGAGAUCCCUUCUACGAGGUGUUGGGGUUGGUCACCCUCGAAGAUGUCAUUGAGGAGAUCAUUAAAUCAGAGAUUCUGGAUGAAUCGGACCUAUAUACUGAUAACCGCAACAGGAAAAAGGUGGCGCCCAAUAAGAAUAAGAGAGACUUCUCUGCCUUUAAACACGAGAGUGAAUCAAAAGUGAAGAUCUCUCCUCAGCUGCUGCUGGCCGCCCAUCGCUUCCUGGCUACAGAGGUGAACUUGUUCAGCCCGUCUCAGAUCUCAGACAAGGUGCUGCUGCGAAUCCUGCGCCACCCUGAUGUGAUCCAGGAGAUCAAGUUCAACGACAGUGACAAGCGCUCGCCCCAACACUACGUCUACCAGAGGGGCAAGCCCGUCGACUACUUCGUUCUCAUCCUGCAGGGACGAGUGGAAGUGGAGGCCGGCAACGAGAACAUGAAGUUUGAGACCGGACCUUUCUCAUACUACGGUGUCAUGGCGCUCAAUGCUCCCACACUGGAGUUUCGUUCGCCAUCUAAUGUCAGCGGGUUGAACCGCACAACCUCUCUGAGCGGAGCCGACCGGACAGAGUCCCUCUCCAUCACCGGCAGCAACAGCCAGCUCAACAGCAGCAUCCCCUUGCAGCAGUACACGCCUGACUUCUAUGUCCGAGCUCUCACUGACCUGCAGUUUGUCAAGGUCACACGGGCCCAGUACCAGAACGGUCUGAUGGCGUCCCUUCUGGACAGCACGCCCCAGUCCCCGGAGAGCAGCCACAACACGAUUAACCUGGAUCAUACCACUCCCCCUGCCACCGCCAACACCACCAUCACCAUCACGGACCUGGGAGCAGACUCCACCCCUACAGAGAACGGUCCGGACGAGACAACGCUUCUCCUCCUCAACGAGCAGAACUCACCGCACACAGCCAACCACCACAGCCAGCUGGGAAACAGCGUUUGACCCCCUACAUACUCCUUUUGCACGCAUGCACUACUACGCUUGAAUGUAUGCUGAGGAGGGGAGGUGUGUGUGUGUGUGUGUGUGUGUGUGUGUGUGUG